Molecule: messenger RNA, 1848 nt
Organism: Oreochromis niloticus (Nile tilapia)
Lineage: Eukaryota; Metazoa; Chordata; Actinopteri; Cichliformes; Cichlidae
Product: C-type lectin domain family 4 member M-like
Exons: 6
Coding region: 1-1671 (556 amino acids)
Source: RefSeq, a predicted model, not a curated record
AUGCAAAAUAACACAAGCGAGCCGGAGCGCGUGCCACCAGCUGAGGAGCUCAGCGACCCGGAGCAGGAGCUCAGAGAACGGGAGGAGCGUGCAUCGCCAGCUGAGGGGCUCUGCGAGCCAGAGCAGGAGCUCGUCGAACGGGAGGAGCGUGCAUCGCCAGCAGGGGAGUUUGGAGAGCGGGACGAGGCCGCGCUGGCUGCUGAAGACCUCUGCGAGCCAGAGGGACCAGCACAUCCGCGACCAGCACGUUCACGACCAGCACAGCCACAACCGGCACAUCGUAGAUCCGGUACCACGCCUCACUGUUGCGCAUCGGAGCUGCGCCGCCGCCGCCGCCGCCUCCACUGGACCCGGGGCAGGCCGCCGGAGCAGCAGCGCCGCCGCCGCCUCCACUGGACCCGGGGCAAGCCACCGGAGGAGCAGCAGCGCCGCCGCCACUGGACCCAGGGCAAGCCGGCGGAGGAGCAGCAGCGCCGCCGCCGCCGCCACUGGACCCAGGGCAAGCCGCCGGAGAAGCAGCAGCGCCGCCGCCGCCGCCGUCGGACCUGGGGCCAGCCGCCGGAGGGGCAGCGCAGUUGCCGUCGGACCCGGGGCAAGCCGUUUCGCCACUGCUGCUGGACCCGUGGCCGCCCGCCGGAGCUGCAGCGCUUUCGCCAAGGGGUUAGAGAGGCUGAAUUUGUAAAGAAGAGUUACUGCAGAGCUGCUGUGAUUCUUCUGGGCCUGCUGUGUCUUUUCCUCCUGAUUGGAUCUAUAACUGUGGUUUUUCUCUUCACCCAAGGCAAAUCUCAGUGGGAAAUGGAGACCGUGUUGCUACACAGGCUUUACAACAACUUGACCAGCGAGAGAAACCAGUUACUGACCAGUUACAACAACCUGACAACCAAACGAGAACAGUUACUGACCAGUUACAACAACUUGAAAACUGAAAAGGACCAAUUGCUGACCGGUUACAACAACCUGACAACCGAACGAGAACAGUUACUGACCAGUUACAACAACUUGAAAACUGAAAAGAACCAAUUGCUGACCAGUUACAACAACCUGACAACCGAACGAGAACAGUUACUGACCAGUUACAACAACUUGAAAACUGAAAAGAACCAAUUGCUGACCAGUUACAACAACCUGACAACCGAACGAGAACAGUUACUGACCAGUUACAACAACUUGAAAACUGAAAAGAACCAAUUGCUGACCAGUUACAACAACACAGUUAAAGAGAGAGACCAGCUCCAGACAAGAUUUGAAGACAUGACCAAAAAUAGAGACGAUCUUCAGAGAAUUCUUCAAGAUUGCAGAGAAAACUGGGUGGCCUUCAGUGAUAGUUUGUACCAAGUUUCUUCAGAGCAGAAAUCCUGGGAAGAAAGCAGACAAGACUGUCUUCAAAAAGGUGCACACCUGAUGAUUAUCAAUAGCCGAGAAGAACAGAAUUUUACUAACCAGUUCAAGAAGUAUUUGUGGAUUGGACUGACUGACUCACUGACAGAGGGGACAUGGAAAUGGGUGGAUGGGACUAGCAUGACCACAAGCUACUGGAAUAGUGGGGAACCAAAUGGUGGCAGAACGGAAAAUUGUGGACAGAUAAAGGCUUAUGACUCGCAAAACAGCUGGAAUGAUGAAACAUGUUCCAAGAAACACUUCUGGAUAUGUGAGAAGAGAGUUUCUCCAUAAAUUACCAUCCAUGCCCAACAAAUAGUGCAGAACACAGAGCCAUGAGAUGAACUCCUGAAAUGAAGCUGAACAGAAAACAGUGGACACUUAGGCUACGUCCACACAUACACGGGUAUUUUUGAAAACACAGCUUUUUCUAUGCGUUUGGGCCUUUUGUCCACUGAAAACUGAGAUUUU